Tachyglossus aculeatus (Australian echidna) is the source of this 3420-nucleotide messenger RNA. RefSeq names its product axonemal dynein light chain domain containing 1 (gene AXDND1). The coding region runs from base 103 to 3270 and encodes 1055 amino acids. The transcript is spliced from 26 exons. The record is from RefSeq and is a predicted model, not a curated record. Lineage: Eukaryota; Metazoa; Chordata; Mammalia; Monotremata; Tachyglossidae.
GCGCGGCUUUCUUCAGGGCCUCGGCCCUCCUUGUCGCCCCCUCAGAUAAUCAUUUAAGAUCUUGGCAAGUCAUCAAGUGGAGGAUAGCAGAUCCAGUGCAGUAUGUCUUUCAAUAAAGCGCCUCGAGCAUUGCCGCCACCUGUGCCAACACCUGAAAAUCAAAAAUGGAAGUUCCUGACUUCCACAAAGGAAAAGACGGAACUCCCAGAGCUAAGAGAGAAAUCAAGUGCAUUGGACCGUUCGAAGCCUCUUCCUACAACUCUCCAGCAUGAUUUUAUCCCAGAGGAGAUUCUUAUAUCUCUGACAUCCACAGCCAAUGCUGCUACUUGUCCUGAAUCUUUACGCCCCCCCAAAAAAGUAAAAAGUAUCAAAGAACUAAAGGAUGGUCUGCGCACCGCAAACCCAAUCUGGCACCAUCCUACUCGCCGGGACAAAUUCAGAUUCUUGACGGACCAUCCAAUUUCCCUGAGAGGGGCUGGAAGGGACGUUUCCUUUCUCUACGAUGUUAAAAAUAAAAAGUUGGAGAAUUUGGAGUUAGCAGAACGGCCCUCAUCGGCGAGCGUGUCAGAAUCUCAUAAAGCAAAGAAAUUAAUAGAUACUCUGAUUCCGGAAGAAUUUCAUAUUGUGUCAAACACGGGUGUCACCGGCUUGCAAUAUUAUGAUGAUAAAUACACAACUCUUCUGGAAGACAGUGAAAACCGACUCUUGCUCUUUCCAUCCAUGAAACCAAAUAAAAGAAUAGAAGUCAUCCAGCUGAAAGAUGUGAUGGAUACCUUGCUUCAGAAGGCAGGUGUGGAUGGGCAGAAAUCAGUGGGACCAACCAAGCUGCAUGAUGCACUUCAGAUAUUAAAGACAGAACAGAACAUUUACAAUACAGUGUUUCAUGAACUAAUUCGCCAGAUCACUGUGGAGUGUGCAGAUCGAGGAGCGCUAUUAUCCAACUUAAGACAGAGGUAUGUGCAACUUAUUGAACGUGUAUCUCAUCAGAUGGUUGACAUGUACAAAGACAUGAUGGUUCAAGGAGUGAUGGACAGACAUAUUGUAGAAGAACUAUACAAUUUUAAGAAUGCUAUUGAAGCACUCACAAGGGAGCUGCACCUUGUUCGAGAGCACGAUGCAAAGGUGACAAAAGAUGCCGAGCUGGCCCACAGGGAGUUGGCCCAGGCCCUUGUUGACUCAGAGAAGAAUGCCGAUCUUGUGGAGGACUAUCGUGGGUUAUAUGAGUUGCAAAGACGAAGGAUGGAGGCUGUUAUUAGCCAGUUAACAUUAGAGAGAAGCAUCUGGAGCUCAACUACCUACGAUUUGGCACUAAAGGUGAUUGAAAGAAAUAAACUAAUGAUGGCCAAAAGGCUUUUUCUCAGCGAAAAGGCUUGGACAGAACAUGUCGAAUACUUCAUCGUAAUGCUGGCAUCCAAGGACGCAUCUGACCUAGAAGAAUUGCAGCAGUUAACCAUGAAUUGGAGAAAAACUUUGGGCCACUUCAGACUAGCGGUGGAAGAAAAUGAAGAGCGCACCAGAGAGAAGCUGAGGCUUAUUAAGACUGGUCUUUCCAAGUGGCUGCAGUACUUCCAGGAAAAUAGUGUGAAGGAACAGUUAAUUUCUCUCAAGGAAAAUAUUUCGAAUAAUAUCCUAGAGGACUUCAAGACCUGGGAAAAUAUGCUGAGUGAGGAUACACAACAGUUUGGAGGAGAUCAACUAUUAGAGAAGUUAGAGACCCUUAAGGUUGCUAAUAAUUUGCAGAAAAAGUGGACGGAUGUGGGGCUAUCUAUGCUCCUCCGGCAUAAGAGUCUUGAUGGGGAGAUGCCACCAGAGCUGCAACUCAUGGAGGAUAUAAACCUCAAUACUACUAAACUUUGUGAAGAAUAUGAUUUAAGAGUAUCUGGGGAGAAUGGGCUGGCCAAGAUUUUUCCAAGUUUAAACAAUUGUUUAGAAACCUGGGUGUUGAAGAUGGAAGCCGGCCAACAACGGACUAGAAUGUCUCAUGCUGAUUGGGUAUCCCUGUAUCAAAAUCUUCCUGAAAUGUUGUCACAGCUGAAUGAGCUGCUAGUGACUGUGGGCAGUGCCCAGAAAUUUGCAGAUCGAAACAAGGAAGUUCCUCAUGUCCCAGUGGUCCAAGCUAAUGUGUUUAACAUGAUUCAACAGUGGAUUUUAACUAUGACUAGUGGGACUGAAAAAGACAACAUUGAACUUCAUCAGCAAGUUACAGAACUGCAUACAACCAUGGUCCACUGGAUGGUGAAUCUGCUUAUCAUAAUAGUACCCAACCACAUUGAAAAGGACUCUCUCCCCAAAACUGAAUUAGAUAUCUCAGAGGAGAAAGAGUCUUACGAUGUAGGCAUCUCAAAACUGGAGCUGGAGGCCAUUGAUCUGGCUAAAAGCCUGAGCAAAUUCUCCAACUACAUGAUGAGCUGCUGCAAUGAUAUGGUGACAACACUCACUCUGAAGGAAAUAGCCUUGACAGAUUCUGAUUAUUAUCUGAAGGAGCUGAAGAAAAUUAAGGUAGAGUGUUUGAAUUGGAUUAACACCUGCAAUCUCCUCCUUUCUGAGAUCAAAGGCAGGGGAGUGACUUUAUUAUCACCAGAAGAGCUGGAAAAUCUUCUUGGACAAGAGCUCUCUCCAGAAGAGACCCAAUGCCAAAAUGAAUCUACUGAUGCUAGUGAGGAAUUCUCUUAUGAUUUAGUAGACAUCAGAGGACAGAGUUUCAUGGAUAAGAAGUCUGAAGGUGAAGGGGAGUCAGUGGCAGAGGACACUUCACCCCCUGACUCCAGAAGAGAAAGUAGGAAAAUGACCAAAGAAGAGUUUAUUAGAUAUGUAGGGCCAGAUCUAAAUGUCCACUCAAAGCCUCUGAUGGGAGAGCAAGUGCCAGUUACAGGGAAAGGAAUGGUUGCUAGCAUUGCAUCCACCCGCCAGGACAAAAAUAAAUUUGAUGUACUGACAGUUAUUGAACAUCUUCAAAUGAAGCUCUUGGAAUCUGAAACCCGAGCUCAAGUUGCAGAGGAGGCAUUAGAAAGUCUGAAUGAGCAGCUGAAUGAUGUUCUCAUAUUAAAUAAAGACCUGCAGAUGCAGCUGGAGGAAAGACAUGAUGUCCAGGAAGAAGAAGAAGGAGAAGAAGAAGAACAACAAAAACAAGAAGAACCAACUUCAUCAACAGCAAAGACAAGUAAAACUCAAAAAGGAGAGAGUGUUUCACGCACAAAAUCCAAAACCCACGCUCCCCGGACUAAAGCAAGCAACAAAAGUCUCAAAUUUAGCAAAUCCAAACACAAAUGAUGAUCAAGUUCCAGAAAGUGCCUUUCAUUAACAUUCAGUUAUAUUCAAAUUUCUUCAGGCCGUUAAACAUUUCAAAUAUGAUAGUUCUGUCAGUGGAACUCAAAUAGUGGAUUUAAAGCUGUGUUGGAGAAUAACAACUACUGCAUCAAA